This is a messenger RNA of Plasmodium adleri (nom. inval.), 5937 nucleotides long. Its product is annotated as helicase SRCAP, putative. The transcript is spliced from 5 exons. The coding region runs from base 1 to 5937 and encodes 1978 amino acids. The record is from RefSeq and is a predicted model, not a curated record. Lineage: Eukaryota; Apicomplexa; Aconoidasida; Haemosporida; Plasmodiidae. Gene Ontology annotation, cellular component: Swr1 complex. Gene Ontology annotation, molecular function: ATP binding; ATP hydrolysis activity; ATP-dependent chromatin remodeler activity.
AUGAAUGAAAUAAAAUCUGAAAAUAUAUUGCAGACAAGGCCAUUCAAGUUAGGUAUUGAGGAGAUUCAAAAUUUAGGGUCGUCUUAUUUUAUAGAAAACAAUGAAAAGCUAAAAAAAUACAAUAACGAAAUCAGUUCAUUGAAAAAAGAACUGGACAUUUUAAAUGAAAAAAUGGGGAAAUGUACUACAACGACGAAGAUUGUGGAACCAGCCAAAACUCCUGAAUUUACCUUCUGGUAUUAUGAACUUAAAGAAAUGAAAGGAUUUCAGGACCUGGUUAUGUAUGAAGUAAAGAAGAAGAAAAAACACUUCAAAGUGUUGAGCCACAGUUGCCUAAAAUAUUUAAGUAAUCGAGAAAAGAUGAAAAUAAAAAAACAAGAAGAAGAAGAGAAAAGGUUAAAAUUAUACUCAAAGAAUAUAUCAUCUUAUAUGGAUGUAUUUUGGAAGAAAAUAGAAAAACUAGUAUGGGAAGAAAAAAAGAGAGAAUUACAACAAACAUUAAAUAAAAAAAAAGAAAUGAGAUUUAAAAAGUUUGUAAAAGAAGCCAUUAAAAAAAUAAAAGAUGCUAGGCAUAAUAAUGCUCAUGAAUUAUUUGAAAAUAAAUAUGUUAGCAUGAGUUCAAAUAAUAACAGUGAAAUUGUUAAUAAUAAUUCGUCAUCAAUUGAUAAUGGCGAUAAAGAAUUAAAAGAAGAUGAUCUGACGGAUCAAGAAGAAGAAGAUUAUCUGUUGGAUGAACAAAUGAGCUCAACGGGUGAAUCUGAAAACAAAGAAGAAGAAAUUAAUAUGUUAGAUGAUGAAGCAAACUUGCCAAUUGAAGAAUUAUUGAAAAGAAUGUAUGGUUUUAAAGAUGGAGAGGAUUAUAUAGAUUUUAUGGAAAAUGAAGAGAAUGUAAAUGAAACGAGUCAUAAUGAUGAAAAAAGUGAAGAUAAUAGCAUUGAUGAGAAUGAAACGAAUCAUAAUGAUGAAAAAAGUGGAGACAAUAACAUUGAUGAGAAUGAAAUGCGUCAUAAUGAUGAAAAAAGUGGAGACAAUAACAUUGAUGAGAAUGAAACGAGUCAUAAUGAUGAAAAAAGUGGAGACAAUAACAUUGAUGAGAAUGAAACGAAUCAUAAUGAUGAAAAAAGUGGAGAUAAUAACAUUGAUGAGAAUGAAACGAGUCAUAAUUAUGACAAACGUGAUGGAGAUCAAUUUAAUCAUGAGACUAAGGAUGAAAUACUUAAUAAUUCCUCGUAUGAACAUAUUGAUAAUAAGAAUUAUUAUGAUAAGACAGGAGAAGAUUACAAAAGUGAUAAAGAGAAUUAUUCUCCAACCAGAUUUAAUAAUAAAUUAAAAAAAGAAAAAUAUGAUGAAUAUGAUACAAAAAUGAAAAUAGAAAAAAGAGAAGAAGAAAAUAAAAAUUAUGAAAAGGAUGAAAAUCAAAGUGAUAAUUAUGAUAAUGGAAAAAUAAAUAAAAAAAAAGAAUUUAUAUUAUUAAAAAAUGAAAUUCAAAAUGAUUCGGAUGAUAUAUCUGAACAUAUAAAACGAGAUAGUGUAUCGUCUUGUCAAAAAAUUAGUGAAAAGAAAAGAAGAAUUAUAAAAGAUGAAUAUAAUUUAAGAAGAACAAAAAUAGCAAAAAGUAAACUAUCUAGCAACAACAGUAAUAUUGAUAAUAAUAAUAAUAUUGAUAAUAUUGAUAAUAGUGAUGAUGAUAAUAAUAAUAAUAAUAAUAGUGAUGAUAGUGAUGAUAUGUUAAGGUGUAAUAUGGAUGAAAAACAUUUAACAAAAAUACCUCCUAUUAUUAAAGCAACAUUAAGAGAUUAUCAACAUGCAGGAUUACAUUGGUUAUUAUAUUUAUAUAAAAAUAAUAUUAAUGGUAUAUUAGCUGAUGAAAUGGGUUUAGGUAAAACAUUACAAUGUAUAUCAUUGUUAAGUUACUUAGCUUAUUAUUUAAAUAUAUGGGGUCCUCAUUUAGUAAUAGUACCAACAUCUAUAUUAAUAAAUUGGGAAAUUGAAUUAAAACGUUUUUGUCCUUGUUUUAAAAUAUUAUCUUAUUAUGGAAAUCAAAAUGAAAGAUAUAAGAAAAGAGUUGGAUGGUUUAAUAAAGAUUCUUUUCAUAUAUGUAUUUCUAGCUAUUCAACUGUUGUUAAAGAUCAUUUAGUUUUUAAAAGGAAAAGAUGGAAAUAUAUAAUAUUAGAUGAAGCUCAUAAUAUUAAAAAUUUUAAUACAAAACGUUGGAAUAUUAUAUUAAGCUUAAAAAGAGAUAAUUGUUUAUUAAUUACAGGUACACCCUUACAAAAUAGUUUAGAAGAAUUAUGGUCUUUACUUCAUUUCCUUAUGCCAAAUAUUUUUACCUCCCAUUUAGAUUUUAAAGAAUGGUUUUCAGAUCCUUUAAAUCUAGCUAUAGAAAAAAGUAAAAUUCAUCAUUCCAAAGAAUUAAUUAAUAGAUUACAUACUGUUAUACGUCCAUAUAUUUUAAGAAGAUUAAAAAAAAAUGUAGAAAAAGAAAUGCCAAAUAAAUAUGAACAUAUUAUUAAAUGUAAAUUAACAAGAAGACAACAAAUCUUAUAUGAUGAAUUUAUAAAUAAUAAAAACGUGCAAAAUACAUUAAAUACAGGGAAUUAUAUAGGAUUGAUGAAUAUUCUAAUUCAACUCAGAAAAGUAUGUAAUCAUUGUGAUUUAUUUACAAAUAAAUAUAUACAAACACCAUAUUUUUAUAUGUUAUCUAUUCGAUAUUUUAUACCUCGAUUUUUUAUCUUAUUUGAAAAAAAUUAUUAUGCAGAUUUUUAUUUAAUACUUUUUCUUCAUAAUGAAUUUACAUCUUUGGGGGGGCAAACAGUUAACAAACAAUCAAACACAUCAUCUACAUCACUUGACCUUCCUCAUAUAUUAACAAAAAAUAACACUAAUGAUAUGUAUCAUAAUAAUCAUAUUUCUGAAUUGUAUGAUAAUCAUAAAAAUUAUAAUUAUCAUCCAAAUGAUCAUAUUAAUAAUAUGAAUAAUAUUAAUAAUAUGAAUAAUAUUAAUAAUAUUAAUAAUAUCAAUAAUAUCAAUAAUAUGAAUAAUAUGAAUAAUAUAAAUAAUAUCAAUAAUAUGAAUAAUUUGAAUAAUUUGAAUAAUAUGAAUAAUAUCAAUAAUAUGAAUAAUAUCAAUAAUAUGAAUAAUUUGAAUAAUAAUCCAUCUGGAUUUACAAAAAAUUCUGAACAAUUUUAUGAGAACAUAUCACAUGAAAGACAUAAUAGUUAUCAGAUGAUGGAUCAUCAAAAUAUGAAUAAUAUAUUCUCAAACGAAUUCAUAAAUUCUUUUACACAUGAUGAUAAUUCAAAUAAUAAUUUCUAUAAAUUUUCUCACACGGCUAACAAUAAUGAGACACAAAUGGGUAUACAUGAUAACAAACAAUGUGAUCAGAAUAGAUUUGUUGUAGAUGCAUUGAGUAAUAUGAAUAGGAAUGAGAAUGAAGAAAAUAAGUCUUUGAAUGAUUUAAAGGCAUAUAACAAUAAUGAAAAUAUUAAUAAUAAUAAUAUUAAUAGUAAUAUAUGUACAGGUGAUUAUCCAUCUGAUAUUAUUAAUCAUAGGAAUGCUUUUCUUUCCAUACUAAAACAGAUGAACCCAAAUAUUCCCCUUAACAUCGACAAUAAUAAUAAUAUGUAUCAUUUGAACAGAUGUAAUAGUCGUAAUAGUGGUAAUAGUCGUUAUAGUCGUAAUAGCUCACUCUCUAAUAUUUUUUCAUCCAAUGCAAGUAGAAUGAAUUCAUUCCCAUUAGAUCUGCUAUACACGAAAAGUUUUAUGAAUCAAAAUGAUUUAGAUAAUAAUCCUUCUUUUGUUAACAUAAUUAUAGAAGAUGUUCAUAGUUAUCUUUAUAAUAAUAUAUAUAAAGAAUAUAUUCCUAAGAAUUUAUUAAGUUUUUCUGAUGAAUUUCUCACAGAAUUAAAUAAUAAUUAUGAUAUUCUUUCUUUAUAUAUUGAUCCUUAUAAUAGAUAUAAAAGUUAUAAUGAAUAUCUUUAUAAAAUGAAAGAGGAAGGAGGUACAUUAUCAAAUCAACAAUCAUUAAGCGAUAUAGGUAAUAAACAUAUGUAUCAUAAAAAUACAUCUAAUGAAAAUAUACAUGUUAAAAAUAGGAAAAAAUUUAUAUACAAAUAUAAUAACAUGUUUAAAGUAAUUAAUAAUGAAACACAAUAUCAAAAUAUUUUUACGGAUGACACAAAUAAUAAUAGUUAUUAUAAUUCUUUGGAACAUAAUUUAUGGAUUAAAAGACAUCAAAUCGAUGAAAAAAAAAAAGAACAAGAAGAUGAAAAGAAUAAAUAUUAUAAUGUAUGUAUGAAUAAUUUUUAUAUAUUAAAAAAUGAAAGAAUUCCUAUCUUUGGUAAAAAUUUUCUAGAUUUAAUUAAGAAAGAAUUUACAAAGGAUAAAAGUAUUGUUUAUAAUUAUAUGAAUAACGUUCCUAUUGAUUAUUAUUCAUCUAUGAGAGAAGUAUCGGUUGAAGAUAUUUAUGAAAAGGAUAACAAAAAGAGAAAAUAUAUAAGAGAAAAGAGAUCAAACAAGAGGAUUAAAAAAAAAAAAAAAAACAGUCAACAAGAUGAUAGUGAUAUUGACAUGGAAAUACAAAUAAAUGCCGAUGAACAAAAUAAUAAUAUUGAUCAAGAACAAUAUAAUUAUGAUGAUGAAGAUGUUAAUUCUAAUAUGUCAUCUAAUGUAUAUACAAACAAUGAUAUGUCGUUACAAAAUUUUGUUAAUUCUAAAUAUCAUAAUUCAAUGAUGAACUUGUCUUAUGUUCUUGAAUCUUUAUUUCCUAAUAUGGAACAAUUUUUAAAAAAGAAUGAAAAGAUGAUACAUAAUUUUACUUUAAUAAAUAAUCCAUCAGUUAUAUGUAAAAGUCAUGAUAUAAGAAUAAAUAAUAAUUUAAUAAAUUAUAGCAAUGAUAAAAUGAAUCCAAUAAUUAUACAAAUAAAGAAUGCAACCAGAGUAUAUCAUGAUGCUUUUUUAAAACAAUCAAUUAUAUUUCCAUUAAAUAAAGAUAUAUCAUUAGGAAGUGGUAAAUUAUGUGCGCUAGAAAAAUUAUUAAGUAAAUGUAAAAGAGAAGGAAAUAAAUGUUUAUUAUUUACACAGUUUAUUAAAAUGUUAGAUAUAUUAGAAAUAUUUUUAAAUCAUUUAAAUUAUUCAUUUAUAAGAUUAGAUGGAUCAACAAAAGUUGAACAACGUCAAAAAAUUGUUACCAAAUUUAAUAAUGAUAAAUCGAUUUUUAUAUUUAUAUCUUCAACACGUAGUGGUAGUAUAGGUAUUAAUUUAACAGCAGCAAAUGUAGUAAUUUUUUAUGACACAGAUUGGAAUCCUUCAAUUGAUAAACAAGCUAUGGAUAGAUGUCACCGCAUUGGUCAAACAAAAGACGUACAUGUUUUUAGAUUUGUUUGUGAAUAUACUGUAGAAGAAAAUAUAUGGAAAAAACAAUUACAAAAAAGGAAAUUAGAUAAUAUUUGUAUAAAUAUGGGAAAUUUUAAUAACUCAAAUACACAUUCAAAAAUAACAGAUACAGAUCCUACAAAUAAUAAGGACUGGUUUACAAAUGUUGAUACUAUCAAAGAAGUAUUCAUUAAUAAAAAAAAUAAUGAUGAUGACGAUGAUAUGUAUAAAGAUAGAUUAUUACAUGAGCAGGUGGAAAACAAGGAUAAAAUGAAUGUCCGUUUUGAAAAAACAUUAGAACAUGUUGAAGAUAAGGAUGACAUACGUGCAUUAAAUGAGACUAAAAAGGAGACACAAAAUGAGAUAUCUCAAAAUAUGCAGGACUUUACUACUCGUAAUGACUUUCAAGACAGCUAUAACCUCACCUCCUACUGCUUUAAUUUCUUAAACGACAAUCUAACAGACUCUUUAAAAGAACAAAUUGAUGAAAUGAGAAUGAAAAUAGAAAUUGAAAUGAUGAAUACUGGAGAUGAUAAUAUGUCCCUUAAUGACUCAUCAAAUUAA